Gongylonema pulchrum is the source of this 537-nucleotide messenger RNA. The record is from the annotation of a GenBank genome assembly. NCBI's taxonomy places the organism in Eukaryota, Metazoa, Nematoda, Chromadorea, Rhabditida, Gongylonematidae.
AUGAGUCAAAUCUCACCGAUUUGUCAACAGCACUGGUUUUAUAAAUUCGUGAAACAACGGUACGGCAAAGCUUUAGCGAGCUUUUAUUCAUACAUGGGCUCGGUGCUAAUCAACAAAAAGCCAUGUGGCAUGAUAACCGGUGGACGGCCAAUACUACCAUUUUAUGUAUCCGAGCGAAUCUGUAAGCAAAAGGAUCUCCUGGGUGUUGAUCAGAUGAACAGCUGUCAAGUCGAUUAUCAGAAACUGUCGCGAAUCUGUAAGCAAAAGGACCUCCUGGGUGUUGAUCAGAUGAACAGCUGUCAAGUGGAUUAUCAGAAACUGUCGGUGAACGGUGGCGAGUGCAUGCUGUGGCCAGCUGACGAGGUGGACCUCAGUCAAGUUGAGCCUGUUUUCCAGAAAGAAAUACGGUCGCUGAAAUGGUAUGAAUGUGUUGUGCAGGAAAAGCAAAGUGAGCAAGUCGAGAAAGAGGAAACGGGACAAAGUCUGUCGAUGUUGCUGCUUCCCGUUCCGGCCGAAUCCAAACACCUAUCAAUGUGA